CCAUCUAAACUUCUAAACCCGUUUUCAUAGAGCUGGAGGAAAAUCUCACGAUCGAGUUCAGUAUAAAACCCACUGCCUGACAGGUUGAGCUUUAGUAUCGAUUCAAAUAUGCAACUGAGUAUUUUACGUGUAUUUGUGCUGCUUGGCUUGGCCGCCGUUGUGAAUUCAUAUGGCACAAGCCAACCGACUUUGAUGUCAUCAAAAAAUCCGGAAUCUGAUGACAACUAUGUUGAGCCUUCGUCCAAGGAGGUAUCACGGAAUUUUAAGCUAUGCAAACCCAUUAAGACUACGAUUAAGGAGCUAAAUGAACUGAGCAGCAGUACAAAUAUACCCGAAGACGACACCACAAGACGGAUCGUUCCAUUACCUACUCUAGCACCCAAGACCCUUGAGACUGCGAGCUCGGAGCCAACUAAAGCGCCCAUUAGAACUACCCUUGAAGACGCUAUUAUAAGAAAGUUGGUUCCUCUGCCAACUAUUGCUCCCACUUUAAGUACAACGGACCCCAACGGUGGAGAGUUUGAAGAACGGAGGAUUGUACCCCUACCAACUCUUAAACCCACCUCUACAGAAGGCACUUCGGAAAUCGUUGGUGAAGAAGAUAACAUAAAUGUUCCUAGCAAGGGCAUAAGACGCUUAGUACCUUUGUCGACAAGAUUACUGGAAAUCUUCAAAGAAAACAGGGAAAAUGCAAGAAAACUUGUACCUUUACCUACUUUUAAACCGACUUCCACCACAAGCACAACCGAAGUCAGCUCGGAAAACAGUGACCAAAUUCCAGAUGAUUGCGAACUUCUUCCCGAAGGUUUGGGAUCCCGAUUAAAUGCUCAAACUUUGAAAACACUUGUUAAAACGCAAACUGGUUAAAUUUAAUAAAAACCUAUGUACCUUCAGGGAAUAAUUAAA
Drosophila biarmipes is the source of this 906-nucleotide messenger RNA. RefSeq lists its product as uncharacterized. NCBI's taxonomy places the organism in Eukaryota, Metazoa, Arthropoda, Insecta, Diptera, Drosophilidae. The coding region runs from base 109 to 867 and encodes 252 amino acids. The transcript is spliced from 2 exons. The record is from RefSeq and is a predicted model, not a curated record.